UGGCUGCAUCAAUAUCUACAAAAAGGCAACCUUUGUACAGUGGCACAUCCACCUGAGUAAGCUUUGUUUGGUGGCGACGGGAUCUGACGGUUCGCUAGCUGCAUUCCUGCUCAGGGUCAUCCAGCUUGCCCUCUUCUGCCCCCUGGAGCUAUGGGCAACAGAUGGAACAACUGGUACCUCCCAGCAGCCCUGGUGAUUCUGAGCCUGUUCUCCCUCACGGCCUUGCUCCUCAUUGUGGUGGGAAUCCACAAUGUCACACUGCCUCCAGAGAAUAAGUACGGGCUGGUGUUUGAUGCGGGCUCAUCCCACACCUCGCUGUUCAUCUACGAGUGGCCAAUGGACAAAGAGAACAACACAGGCGUGGUCAGCCAAACCUUCUCCUGUCAUGUCAAUGGGAGCGGGAUAUCAAGUUAUGCCAAAAACCCUCCACAGGCCGGUGCCUCCCUCAAGGAAUGCCUGGAUGCUGCCAUGACCGUGAUCCCCCCAGAAAGGCAGCACGAGACGCCAGCUUAUCUGGGAGCCACAGCCGGCAUGAGACUGUUGAGAAUGGAGAAUGAGUCUGCAUCAAAACAAGUUCUGGAAGAAGUUGGCAAGACUAUCAGGCAGUAUCCUGUGAGUUUCCAAGGGGCUCAAAUCAUCAGUGGAAAGGACGAAGGUGCUUAUGGCUGGAUCACCAUCAACUAUCUGUUGGACUUCUUCACCAAGUAUUCUGCUAAAGACAGAGAAUGGAUUCACCCCCCUUCAACCAAUAUAUUGGGCGCAUUGGAUCUCGGAGGGGCAUCGACCCAGAUUAGCUUUGUUCCAGCUGGCCACAUCACUGAUCCAAACGAAGCCGCUCACUUCCGACUCUAUGGGUUUGAUUACACCAUCUAUACCCACAGCUACCUGUGCUAUGGUCAGAACCAAGCCUUCCAGCACCUGACCCGGAUUAUAAUCAAUUCAAGCUCAUCGGAUCGGAUCAAUAACCCUUGCUACCCAAAAGGCUACAUUUCAUCCUUCACAGCUGAGUCUGUCUAUAGCAGUCCGUGUGCCAAGCAAUCAAAGCCACCUCCAGCCUCGAAGAACUUCACUCUGGUGGGCACAGGCAAUGCCACCCUUUGCCGGGAAACCUUCAGGAGUAUUUUCAACUUCUCGAACUGCAAAUAUAAUAAAUCCUGUGGUUUAAACGGGGUCUACCAGCCUAAGGUCAACGGGAAAUUUCUGGCUUUUUCUGCCUAUUACUAUACCUUCAGUUUCCUGAACUUGACUGAAACUCAGCCACUGGCCACCGUUGAAGAUACUAUCGAGACGUUCUGUGCCAGGAAAUGGGACGAAUUGAAAUCCAGUUACUCCAGCGAGAAGGAGGAGCAUCUGAAAAACUACUGUGCUAGUGCCAACUACAUCCUUACUCUCCUGCUGGACGGUUACGGCUUUGGAACGGACACCUGGAACAACAUUGCCUUCCGGAUGCGGGCUGCCAACUCAGAAAUUGGCUGGACUCUGGGCUACAUGCUCAACCUCACCAACAUGAUCCCCUCAGAGGCCCCCCGACAGCUGAAAGGGCACGAGGAAGGGGUGUGGGUGGCCAGCAUUUUCUUCAUUGCCGCUGUGCUGGCAAUCUGUAUUGUCCUGCUGGUCGUGUAUUUACUGCGCUGAGAGAAAGGGGCUGCAUUUUGGACUGUUCACCUCCCCGCAGCCUCUGUGUGGGUUAGGGUGGGGCAGUCAGCUCACCAGCCCCUCAGCGGACCCACAAGCAAGCAAACACUAAAUGGAUUGGCGGGAGCCACCAAGCCAGACCAGCUUCAACUCUCUAAGACCCAAUGGGACAAACAUAGGCUACUUGCCCAACUAAUAAUGAUUAUGCCUCUUCUUUUCAAAAGUACAUGCAGUAUAUAAUUUAUUGUACCGCAAUCCCCCCUCCCCAGCAGUGUAUUAGCUAUGUAAACCAUAAAGUCCCUGGUUCGAAACUUA
Messenger RNA from Lacerta agilis (Sand lizard), 1950 nucleotides. It is a transcript of the gene ENTPD8, whose product is annotated as ectonucleoside triphosphate diphosphohydrolase 8. Lineage: Eukaryota; Metazoa; Chordata; Lepidosauria; Squamata; Lacertidae. Gene Ontology annotation, molecular function: UDP phosphatase activity; GDP phosphatase activity. The transcript is spliced from 10 exons. Gene Ontology annotation, cellular component: plasma membrane. The record is from RefSeq and is a predicted model, not a curated record. Gene Ontology annotation, biological process: nucleoside diphosphate catabolic process. The coding region runs from base 151 to 1635 and encodes 494 amino acids.